AAUGUUGGAUUCAGACUGAAUAAUUCAGUACCUCUCUUUCUACUAUUAUAGCAGUCCAUUUCUUUAUUGUUCAAUGAUAUCACGCCAUCUGGGCAUCACAAUAUUCAAUUUCAAUAUAAUGUUAGAUUCAAGAUUCAAUAUUUCUAUUCUGUCGUCAUAUUAUUACGAUUUAUUACAAUGUUAUGUUAUAGUUAUAUAUUUUAUUUUUACAGAUAAUAGAUUUUUAUCAUACAGAUUACAGACCGAUGCGAUGAACGAUGAUUGAUGGCUAUUCUGUAGAUAUAUUGACCACCUGUUCUUACUUUCUUAAUUCUUUUUCAUAAUUUAUCAUUUACCUAUAUAUUAUGGUUUUCAAAACCAUUACCUUUAUUCAUUAUGUCAGCUAUUAACUAUUGAUGUCAUUAUUAUUUUUAUUAUAGUUAGUAGUUCACAAUUGAUUAAUAUCCCGAAAUUAUUACAAUUUUACAAUUCACUUGUAUACCUACUUCACAUAUUAUACUAAUUAAUAGUUCAUAUUAAUUUUGUUGAAAAUUUUAAUUAGUAAGUGAUUCCAAUACCAAAAGAAAAUAUGAUGCCUAGAGGAAAAAAUGGUUAUUCCUGGGAAUUAAACUCAGGAACUCAAGACAGUGAGCCUUUACUAGAAAGAGAUACUGAAGAUCCAGAUGAUGUGUUAUUUACAUCCCGCCCAGGCACAUCAACAUUUGUAGCUGAUAUGCUUAGUUCACAUUCUCAUAAGAUGAAUAAUCAACACAAUCAACUUGACCUUAUAUCUAAUUCAGUAAAAACAUUGAAAAAUGUUUCAGAAGAUAUAAGUGUUGAAUUAGAUCAUCAAAAUGUAAUGCUUGAAAAUUUAAGCUCUGAAUUAGACAAAACAGAAUCAAGAUUAGACAUGGUAUCAAAAAAGGUGGCACAAGUUCUACAAUUGUCUGAUGAUAAAAGACAAUGGAUGGCAAUUGGAAUUUUAGUUGGUAUUAUUUUAAUAACCAUCAUUCUUUUAAUAAUUUUGUAAAUUAUGUUCAAACAUUAUAUUUGGUAAAAAAGACUGAUUUUAUUUAUUUUAUAUUUACUUUACUCAUAAAAUAUAUUGACAUAUUAUGAUGAAUGUGGCAUAUGUGCCACUAAAUUUUAUUAUUAAAAAAUCUAGUCUAUAUUCUAUUAUAACUUAUUUUAUUUUAUCAUUUAUUAUCUUUAAAAAGGUUAAAUAUUAUCAAUGAUGAAUUGAUAAAUUGUUCUUGACUGUUUAGCAAUUUGUAUAAUUUUUCUCUGAAAUUUGUUUUUCAUUUAAUCUAAAUAAAAUAUUUUGAUGUA
Messenger RNA from Metopolophium dirhodum (rose-grain aphid), 1308 nucleotides. Its product is annotated as syntaxin-10. The transcript has 4 exons. The record is from RefSeq and is a predicted model, not a curated record. NCBI's taxonomy places the organism in Eukaryota, Metazoa, Arthropoda, Insecta, Hemiptera, Aphididae. The coding region runs from base 569 to 1009 and encodes 146 amino acids.